Penicillium alfredii is the source of this 1038-nucleotide messenger RNA. Its product is annotated as SIR2 family NAD-dependent protein deacylase. NCBI's taxonomy places the organism in Eukaryota, Fungi, Ascomycota, Eurotiomycetes, Eurotiales, Aspergillaceae. The record is from RefSeq and is a predicted model, not a curated record. Gene Ontology annotation, molecular function: protein-succinyllysine desuccinylase activity; NAD+ binding; protein-malonyllysine demalonylase activity. The coding region runs from base 1 to 1038 and encodes 345 amino acids. The transcript is spliced from 2 exons.
AUGGCUUCAGCGGCGAAACAGGCUGCUCGCCCCGUCAUCGCUCCAGCAGAUCUCCAGUCGUUCACCGAGUAUUUGAGAGGCUGCAAACGCAUCCUGGCUCUUCUUGGGGCCGGUAUCUCUGCAUCCUCGGGCCUCCCCACUUUUCGAGGCGCUGGGGGCCUGUGGCGCUCAUAUGAUGCCACCUCCUUGGCAACACCGGAGGCUUUUGAAGCCAAUCCGGGGCUGGUGUGGCAGUUCUAUAGCUACCGUCGCCACAUGGCCUUGAAGGCCGAGCCCAACAAAGCACACUAUGCACUGGCCGAACUAUCGAAGAAGAAUAAAGAUUUCAUCACUCUGAGCCAGAAUGUUGAUGGUGCUGGCCUACAUUUCACUUCAUUGUGUCUCUCACAGCGAGCGCAUCACCCAUCUGACCAGCUGCAUCUUCUUCAUGGCUCGCUCUUCAACAUAAAAUGUACCUCCUUCUACUGCAAUUACUCGCGAAAUAAUGAUUUCACGGAUCCUAUUGUUCCAUCUCUGGCGAUCCCCCAAUCAACCCCCGACCCGACUCCCUCCACGGCCGACAGAAUCGGCGAAGAAGCAGCAAGAUCCUUUCACCAUGCCCUCAACCAAGGGAAAAUAACCCAUCACGCUGCAUCUGCCAAUGAAAUCGAUAUCUCGGAUGAGCGCAACUCGAUUCCAGAACUAACCCGGGAUGACCUGCCCCUUUGUCCUAAAUGCAAUAAUGGCCUUCUCCGUCCCGGCGUGGUAUGGUUUGGAGAAAGUCUUCCCAUGGACACGCUGAAGACCGUCGAUCAUUGGAUUCAUGCGGCCCCAAAAGUCGACCUAAUGUUGGUCAUUGGCACGAGCUCCCGGGUAUGGCCGGCAGCAGGGUAUGUGGACGAGGCUCGCGCAAAAGGUGCUCGCGUCGCUGUGAUUAACAUGGAUCCUAAUGAUAUCCCCGGACGAACGGUCGGGUUGGAUCAGGGCGAUUGGUUCUUCCAGGGUGAUGCUGGUGUCAUUGUCCCUGAGAUUCUGAAAGACGUGAUUGGGGAGAUUUGA